ACAACAGUUAGGGCCUUACUCACGGCCGAACGUUCACUUGUGACCUUUCUAUUUUUUUCGUAUAAAAACUCAACGUCUUCGAAAUAACUGCUAUCAAUUCCUCCAGCGAUUCGACGAUACAUAUCAACUACCGGUACUCUACGACAUGGCAAAAUUCGCUACUGUUUUAAUUGUCGUAUCCAUCGUGGCUGCCGUUACAGCCAAUGGCCGAUAUUCUUAUGACGAUUACAAAGCCCAUCAACCAACAUCUUAUGAUUACCAAAAGAAUCAAUAUAACCAGCCUUCUUACGGUCACGAUGAAAGCCAUAGCUACCAACCGACAACCUACGAGCCUAAAGGAUACGGUAACUAUGGUUACCAACAGCCCAAAGCUUAUGGUAAGCAGCAAUACAGCUACGAACAUGCCCAGCCCGCUUCUUACGAUAAAGGUCAUACUUAUCAACCUUAUGACAACAAAGGAUCUAGCUACGGAUACGAUAGCACGUACGAACAACCGAAAUCUUACGGCAGCUAUCCUUCAACCUAUUGAGAGACCAUAUCCUUUUUAACAAUGUGCACCUUAUGGUUAAAGCGUAUUGUAUUGAAAUUGAAUACUCCUGGACAUGUCAAUGAUGAUAAAUAAAAUUACGUUGGGACCCAAA
Messenger RNA from Daphnia magna, 641 nucleotides. Its product is annotated as transcriptional regulatory protein LGE1. NCBI's taxonomy places the organism in Eukaryota, Metazoa, Arthropoda, Branchiopoda, Diplostraca, Daphniidae. The record is from RefSeq and is a predicted model, not a curated record. The coding region runs from base 146 to 529 and encodes 127 amino acids. The transcript has 2 exons.